Molecule: messenger RNA, 1500 nt
Organism: Phanerochaete carnosa HHB-10118-sp
Lineage: Eukaryota; Fungi; Basidiomycota; Agaricomycetes; Polyporales; Phanerochaetaceae
Exons: 4
Coding region: 14-1276 (420 amino acids)
Biological process (GO): 'de novo' IMP biosynthetic process; adenine biosynthetic process
Cellular component (GO): cytosol
Molecular function (GO): phosphoribosylformylglycinamidine cyclo-ligase activity; phosphoribosylamine-glycine ligase activity
Source: RefSeq, a predicted model, not a curated record
CCGAAACUGAUAUAUGUCCUCAGACACCGUUGCUUUCCACGCCGGAACAGCAUCUUCAGGUGACGAUGUUGUCACAUCCGGCGGUCGUGUCAUUGCAGUCUCUGCCUAUGCACCCACCCUUAAGGGUGCCCUUGAAGCUGCUUACGCUGGCGUCGACAGAAUUGAAUUUGAAGGCAAGACAUUCCGUCGCGACAUUGCACAUCGUGCACUGAAAGCCAGUACCGAAGCACCAAAGCUCACCUACGCACAAGCUGGUGUAUCUGUUGACGCAGGCAACUCACUCGUGGACGCCAUUAAGCCUUUCGUCCGUGCGACGCGGCGCUCUGGCGCGGACGCCGAGAUUGGUGGCUUUGGCGGUGUCUUCGAUCUAAAGGCUACCGGUUAUACUGACCCGGUACUUGUCAGCGGAACUGACGGUGUCGGCACCAAAUUAAGGGUCGCCAUCGAGACUGGCAUCCACGACUAUGUUGGCAUCGAUCUCGUUGCCAUGUCCGUCAACGACCUGAUUGUUCAAGGCGCGGAACCUCUCUACUUCCUUGACUACUUUGCCUGCAGCAAGCUCGAGGUCGCCCAGGCCGCGACUGUCAUUAAAGGAAUCGCCGAGGGCUGUCAGAUCGCAGGCUGCGCAUUGAUCGGUGGUGAGACCGCGGAGAUGCCUGGGAUGUACCACGAAGGCGACUACGACCUUGCCGGUUUCGCAGUCGGUGCUGUCGAGCGCAGCCAGGUCCUUCCCGCCGCAGACAUUGUGCCAGGGGACGUCCUCCUGGGCCUCUCGUCGUCCGGCCUGCACUCCAACGGCUUCUCGCUCGUCCGCAAGGUUGUCGCGCUCUCGGGCCUGACCUGGUCGAGCCCGUGCCCGUGGCGGUCUGAUGUCACCCUGGGCCGCGAGCUGCUGACCCCUACGAAAAUCUACAUCAAGUCGCUUCUCCCGCUCGCGCAGGCCGGGCUUAUCAAGGGCAUGUCGCACAUCACCGGCGGCGGCUUUACCGAGAACAUCCCCCGCGUGCUCCCGCGAGGCACGGGCUGCGCCGUCGACGCGGCCGCGUGGGACCUGCCUCCCGUCUUCCGCUUCCUCAUGGCGCACGGCGGCGUCGAGCCACUCGAGAUGGCCCGCACGUUUAAUAACGGCAUCGGCAUGGUACUUAUCGUCGAUCGCACGAACAUGGACGCGGUCGUGCAAAAGCUCGUAGCGGCGGGCGAGCAGGUCUUCCGCAUUGGAGAGGUCACUGCGGAGAGCGGUGUCCACAUGCGCAAUCUCGAUAGAUGGCACGCGUGAGUCGGCCGGUCGGCCAAGCGGUUAGGCUGCGACAGAAAAAGUCGAGAUCAUAGACGUGUAACAUGAGAUCUGUAUAUAUACUACACUGUAGCUUAUAUGAACCUGCAGCCAAGUAAAUACGACUCGUCUUCGAGCAUAUAAACAAGAAAGAGACGAAGAAUCUAACAGCCGUAGUACAUGAGAACAGAGACAGGAAAGAGCGUAUAGAAGACGGAGGUGAAGGU